GAACAUAAAACUUGGAACAUCAAAAAAAGAGAAUUAGGAAGAAAAAGAGGAAGCUCCAAAGUACUGCCGCCAAGAUGGAAACUCCGUCAGUGCAAGACCCCCAAGAGAGACUUAAAUCAAUUCGCCGACUAUUGAACGAGGCCUGUGCUCAAUUUGAGAAGAUCACCAAGAGAAGGCUUGAGCCCAGAAGAUUCGAAGACCCUCGAAGCUUUGAAGAACUCAAGGCGAGAAUCUCAUCGGGCGGGAAUGGAGAGGACGAUGCGUCCAGAGCAACGAGGCAAAGGUUCCUUACGAUCGUGUCUGUUGCUCAGACCUGGACAGGACCCAUAAAAACUGCUACCGAUGCAGUAAGUAUCUCGUUAGCAUUCUCACCUGCAAGCGCUUGUGUUAGUGCUUUGUCGUAUAUCCUGGAAAUCCCAUCAAAGGUGCAUGGCAUUCAUGAGUCCAUCCGGGCUGUGAUUGAUGAAGUUGAGCCACGCUUCACGGAAUUCAAGGAAUAUGAUGAUAUGGGUACAGCCGUUAACCGGGUCCUGAUGAUCUCGGUUUGCAAUGUCAUGAUGGCCUUUAUAACGCUCUGUGCUCAGUGUGUGAAGCUUCUCGAGAAGGGCAAGGCUUACCAAUACUUCAAAGAAGGAAAAUGGAUUUUGUCAAACCAAAAUCCCAUCAGAGAAGGUCUUGAUAAGCUGAAAGCCCUUUCCGAGCAGAAAGAAUAUGUUCAGCAGAUGAUCAUGCUGAAGGAAAUUCUACAUUCGAGCGACAAGAUCGAUAUUAUGGAUGGUAAAGUCGAUGGAAUUUCCGAGUACGUCAGCAAGCGCUCCGACGAAAUCACCCGCCAGGAUGAGCUGAGCAAAAUCCAAAAAUAUCUGCGUGUAACUUCGGAGGAUGGAGUAAUGUUGGGUCCUCGUGUCUAUACGGAAACCGUUCGCAUGGCGAAAGACCAAAAGUGCCCGUUCCUCGAGUCGGAGUCUUACAAGACCUGGGCGCUCAAGAAGGAUGAAGGUGUACCACCAUUACUUUUGAUCUUUGGAAAACCAGGAACAGGAAAGAGCGUCUGUGCAGCAUCAAUGUUUUUGAACAUCAAGAAGAAGGAACCGUUCGCCGCCUAUUAUUCCUUUCCUCCGAUGCCAAAAAGUCCUAAAGACCACCAGCAACCGCUGGAAGACUGUGUCAGAGCCACGGGACUACAACUGGCAGAGCAAAAUCUAGACUACCGGCGACGCUUGUUGCACUUUCUGAAAACUGAGGAUGGAAGGGCCCAGGGGACGGGUUAUAAGGGCCUCCUGGACGCUCUGAAUGUUUGGCAGGCUCCAGAUAAGAUGAUUUGUUAUCUUAUUCUGGAUGGCCUCGAUAACCUGGCAGAGCAGGAGUGUAAGGAUUUCAUGAAUCAUCUCAUCACCAACCAAAUUCCGUCUAAAAGGAACUCCUUGCGCAUCUGUGUCACAGGGUCAAGGAAACUAUUGCGCGCGUACUCAAAGCAGAAAGAUUGUCUGCAAUCUGAGGAGAUGGAAUGCUACAAUCAAAGGGUAAUCGCUGAUUACACUGCAAAGUUCUUGGAAAAGAAAGACUUGUUGCAGGAAGACUUUCUGGACUUUGCUGACCUUAGAAAGUCGAUAUGCGAGGCAGUAACGAAGAACGCCCGUGGUAGCUUCCACAAAGUGCAGAAAUGGCUUGACAGGAUUGAGAAUCUGGUUCAAUCAGAUAGCAGAGAUGAACUCAUUCGCUUUCUCAGUGCGCUGAGCCGGGGAGGUUCAGAUCUGGCCAAAUCUGAGCUACAAGAUCUUGAAAGAACACUCGACUGGAAGGAGAUCGCAGAACUAAAUGAGCUGAUUAUUUGGAGCGAAUUCAACAUGUCCAAGGAUGUCAUCCUCGAUAUUGAGCAGCUUGAAGCCUUUUUGUUCAUCCGCUCGAAUUCACCGCCGUUAAGCUCUCUGCGAAAGAAAAUACGGGAUAGGUUUUCCUUGAUCUUGGAGGAGAGAGAUGAUGGAGUUCGACUUCGCAAAGAGAUGAAGCAUUUGAUAAUCCUGGAUCAAAACAAGGACCAGCAAUCAGCUAUUUCGGCUACUAUAUCCGUCCAAAACACAAGUAUCGAAGUAGCCCAGCGGUUCUUCUGGGAUCUGGCCAAUCAUUCGGUGAUGAAUCGGUUCAAUUUUGAUGCAAAUCAGAUGGACAUGGCGAAGCCCUCAACUCACCGCAUCCGAGUCACGAAGCUGAAUGCGCAUUUGGUAAUCGUGAAACGGACCUUCGAGUUUCUCAGAAAAGCACCUGAUCCUCUAUCACGGCCAAUUGGAGGAAUUUUACUAAGAGAUCUUCCGGCUCAUUUAGCAAUCCUGCAGGAGCCCUCUCCACUUGAUGACCUCAAGGAUAUCGAUCGACGAACCAUAGGUGAAAAUGUCCAAGAGCUAUUUCUAAGCCCAAUGAGCCUUGAAAGACAUUGGGAUGUUCUGCAACAAACGAGAUGGCACACUUCCUCAGAUGCUAUAGCUUCAUUCUGCAAAUGGCUGUCGGACGAUGCUGCCAUCAAACAUCCGCUUAUCCGAGACAAGAUCAGAGAGGUGCAGAAGGGUCAGAAACAAAACCAGAAGCUCUUUGAGCCACUAGCGAGGUUGGCUAAUCACAAAUGGCUUCAGGACCGAUCGCCCAGUUCCACCACAGCCUCUUUUGAGUGGCUCAGGGCUUUUCUCAAUAUGAAUGCAGAAGUUGAUCAUGCCAACCAAGUUUCGGAUUCUAGCCCCGAAGAUGAUGAUCAUAGCCUCGGAUCUGAUGACGGUAUCGAAGAUUAUGACGUUAAAAAGGCUGAGAAAUGGUGCGAGAGGGUACUGGGACCAAGCCGCAUGCGCGAACAAGAUGUUUGGGUACAACGGCUAGCCGAAACAUAUGAGUAUGCUAAUAGUUACAAGAAAGCUUUCAAGAAUUAUCAGAAGACCAGUGAGCUACUGAAGCAGAUGGGAGACAUCGACAAGGAACGACAUGGGGAAGUGUUGGUUCGUCUCGCGUCACUGGACAGAGACAAGGACCAAGCUUUGCAAUAUCUCGAGGAAGCCCUGAAACUGAGCGACAGCAAUAUCAACGCCAGAUAUGCGCUAAUCAAGACUUUGUGGUCUCGUAACCGCAAAGAGGAGCUCGGAAAAUGGAUUAUAGGUGCACUGAAGCUCAAGACGACUUCAGGACCCAUGGAACAUUUGGGUCAAGUGAUUAAAAUGGCCAUCGAAGAUUAUUACUACGACACCACUCAGACGAUGAGCCUGCUGUGCACCAUCAUCUCCAUAUGCUCCUCCUCUGCCGAUAACUUCGCUUCCUUACUGGAAAACAUGCAGACAGCAAUCGAGAAUGCAAAGGCACAGAACCAGGCCAGAACGUGGGCCAUGUUACUUUUACAUAAAGGGAUCGCACUUGCAUGCUAUUCAGAAACCUCCUCCCAUGCUGAUCAGGCUGCCAAAGCGUGGACAGACUGCGCUGAAAUCAUUUUGAGAAAACUCAAGUACCAGUCUGCUGGUGCAAUCUUACUGGACAAAGUGGGGCGGCAGCUGGGCUGUCAUUACUUCACACAGACAUUGAAAAACCCCGAUAGGGCCGAAAGGUAUUCUGCAGAUUUGGAGGAGGUAUAUCAGAAUCAAAAGGGUAUUGUUCAUGGCAUGUCUGCUGCGAAGACAUACCUGGCGGCAGACUUCAUCCGGCGUGGUAAACAAACGGAUGCUGAAGCGCUCUUCCAGGAAAAUAUCAAAGAGGCAUUUGUCUUGCUAUCUGAUGACACGACUGGUAAUGAUAUGGGCGGAUUUAUCCGUCUUUUUCUGAUCUUCCUUCACACCGGUGACCGAGUCAAUGCCCUUACUGCCUUUUCGCUCCUAGCUCCUCGUGUCCUGGAUGCUAAGAUUCUGGAAGAAUGGCUACGGUCUGACGAGGAAACUACGACACCAGAAGCCACCGAGCUCAGGGAGUACUUCCAGAAUAACUGCGAGAAGCCCAUCAGCGUUUGGUCCAAGGUUUCUGAAACCAAAUAUUUUUCGCUGCGAAGCCAACGCAGGUUGUUAAGCGAGACCGAUAUCGACUUCCCCUUGAGUGAUGAUCACGCAGCCAAAUGGAAGUCUUAUGAGGCACUGUUCGAAUCCAUGGAACGAUAUGAGAAGGCACUCGAUGAAGCUAGCGAUAAUUAUGUAUGUGAUGAGUGUGACUGCCCGCUAGACAUGAGCACAAGCAUGUAUGCAUGCAAAUACUGUUUCAAUAUCGGACUAUGUGAGUCGUGUCACCAGCGUCUCCAACGCGGUGAGCUCAAAACGCCUCUCUGCCGCAUCGAGCAUGAUUGGAUGCGAAUUUCAUCCUGGGAUGCGAAGGCCCAUGUUCGCGCAUUUCGGCGCAGAGUCCUUAUGGAUGCUACUGUUGCAGAUGAUGGGUCUCUGGUCGGGGGCCGAGAAGUCCCGGUUGUGGAGUGGUUGAAUUGCUUGAAAGCGAAAUGGGAUCCCCAGGGGGAAUGGGAAUUCCGGUAAUGUGAUUAUAUCCUAGUAUAGUUUGAUAUUUGCUUCCAUAUAGUAUUUUACUACCGGGUAAAUUCCCAUUUUCUAUAGGUACUAAUAUGAAAACAGUGACUUUGUU
Messenger RNA from Aspergillus piperis CBS 112811, 4587 nucleotides. RefSeq lists its product as uncharacterized. Gene Ontology annotation, molecular function: protein binding. The transcript is spliced from 5 exons. NCBI's taxonomy places the organism in Eukaryota, Fungi, Ascomycota, Eurotiomycetes, Eurotiales, Aspergillaceae. The record is from RefSeq and is a predicted model, not a curated record. The coding region runs from base 75 to 4481 and encodes 1468 amino acids.